AUGCAAUGGCAGAAUUGGAAGAAUUAUGGUAGAGCGGUUUAUGAAUGUCUCCGUGGUGGACUUGAUUUUACCAAGGAUGAUGAAAACGUGAAUUCCCAACCAUUUAUGCGCUGGAGAGAUCGUUUCUGCUUUUGUGCAGAAGCAAUUUAUAAAGCUCAGGCUGAGACGGGUGAGAUUAAGGGACAUUACCUGAAUGCUACUGCAGGUACAUGUGAAGAAAUGAUGAAAAGAGCAAUAUUCGCCAGAGAAUUGGGAGUUCCUAUAGUCAUGCAUGACUAUCUGACUGGAGGUUUUACGGCAAAUACUUCGUUGGCUCAUUAUUGCCGAGAUAACGGCCUACUUCUUCACAUUCACCGCGCAAUGCAUGCAGUUAUUGACAGACAAAGAAAUCAUGGUAUGCACUUCCGUGUACUGGCUAAAGCACUACGUAUGUCUGGUGGAGAUCAUAUUCACGCUGGUACUAUAGUAGGUAAACUUGAAGGAGAACGGGAAGUGACUUUGGGUUUUGUUGAUCUAUUGCGUGAUGAUUUUAUUGAAAAAGACCGAAGUCGUGGUAUUUAUUUCACUCAAGAUUGGGUCUCUAUGCCGGGUGUUUUGCCUGUAGCUUCAGGAGGUAUUCACGUUUGGCAUAUGCCUGCUCUGACCGAGAUCUUUGGGGAUGAUUCCGUAUUACAGUUCGGUGGAGGGACUUUGGGGCACCCUUGGGGAAAUGCACCUGGUGCAGUGGCUAAUCGGGUCGCUUUAGAAGCUUGUGUACAAGCUCGUAAUGAAGGACGUGAUCUUGCGCGUGAAGGUAAUGAAGUGAUCCGCGAAGCUACUAAAUGGAGCCCUGAACUAGCUGCCACUUGUGAAGUAUGGAAAGAAAUCAAAUUUGAAUUUGAUACGAUUGAUCGCUUGUAAUCGAGUGACUUUCGUCUGUUUGGUCCCUUAAUCAAAUCGAACUCGGCCCAAUCUUUUCUUUUAAGAUUGAGCCGAAUACCGAAUGGAUGGGAAUAGAUAAUUCGGCUAGAGGAAAGAAAUUUACCUCUUACCUACUAAUAUAGAAAUAUAUUUUCUGGAUUAUUCGAUCGGGUCGGUGGAUCACUAGAUCCAGGCCCAGGGAGCAAGGGCCUUCAAUCUCUUCUAGCCACGCGCUCAAAGGAGGUUCAAAAUUUGUUAUCUUUAACAAAUUAAAUCCCGCUCAAAUCUCUUCUAAUCUAUAUCUAUAUAAAAGCUCAUUUUUAAUCGGCUUUGUCCGGAGCUUUAGUAAAAAAAAAAAAAAAAACUACAAUAGCGUAUUAUGUAAAAAUGUAAAAAUAGAUAUUUUAUUAAGUCAAUUGUUCAUUAUUUUUCAUGAAUCAUCGUGAAUUCGUUGGACAGAUCAGAAAGAACCUGAUGGAGACUUCCUUUUCUUUUUUUUUUUUAUCAGAAGCGGAAUUUGAUUCAAGGAAUCAAAUGUAUAAUGAAAUACUAUUAUAUAUAUAUAUAAUAGUACGCUAUUUGAACAAAUAAAUGAAUUACGACGAUAAGAUCGAAUUAAUUCCCGAUUAAGUCGAGUGAGUCA
Molecule: messenger RNA, 1543 nt
Organism: Cryptomeria japonica (Japanese cedar)
Lineage: Eukaryota; Viridiplantae; Streptophyta; Pinopsida; Cupressales; Cupressaceae
Product: ribulose bisphosphate carboxylase large chain-like
Exons: 1
Coding region: 1-900 (299 amino acids)
Biological process (GO): carbon fixation
Molecular function (GO): magnesium ion binding; ribulose-bisphosphate carboxylase activity
Source: RefSeq, a predicted model, not a curated record